AGAAUGUCUAGUUUCAACAUUUCCUUCUAAUUAGCAAUUCUGACAAGAUAAUGACUGAUUAGAUCAAAAGAAUUAUCUGUUAUCUAAAGAGUAUAGACAAAUUAUUCAAGCUCUUACAAAGGGUUGGAAAAAUGAGGAAAAUCAUGUUGAUUUAUGUGUUCUUGGCUGAACCACCUGUCUAAAAGCAGAUAUGUUGUAGGAAAUGAGCAAAACUGAAGUUAUAUGUUUACUAUUGGGUGUAAAAAUAACAUGAAAUACACAACAGAAUAUUGUAUACAUGCUAGCAUGAUUAGUAAGCAACGGACCUUUCCAAAGAAUGGAUGUACAACUUUUUUACUUGCUGUUAAGCACUGCGUUACUCUGGUUAACACCUAGUUGUUAUGGAAGGAUCAGGCGACCCCCUCCCACCCCACCCCCAGCCAUAAAGGAGUGGACAGUAGAGGAUUACCCUAACCCCCAGAGACAGGUUUAUAAUUGUGGGAGGAAUGGGAUCACAUCCUGGGUGUGUGAUCCUAACAAUCUCAUCACCCAUAAUGAAGCCAACUACCUGGAUGAUAUGAUCAAUUUUUUCAUGAAGAAAACCAAGUGUGCCUGCCCUAAGAAGUGUAAACGUAAGAACAAAGGCUACCACAUUGCAAUAGCUUUGAUGAACAAGAUGAAGCCAUACAGUGAUUUUGAGAGCUUUGAUGAUAAAUUGAAACAUGCAGCCUACUUCAGUCACCAGUUAGAGAGCAUGUUGUGGAAAUAUGGCAUGUGCCAGGAAGAUAUUGUCAUACUAUACUCAAAAGAAGACAAUGUAAUCUACACUAUGCCAGGAAACAACAGUAGAAAAAUCCUGGAUGGAAACAUGAUAACAGAAGUAACCAUGGAAUCAAGGGUGUAUUUUGAACCAGGCAAAAACAUUACAAAAGGUCUUGAAACCAUGAUCAAAGGCUACAGAGCUGCCAUUAAUGGAGAAUAUGGCAGAAAUCGUAGAACUAGCUCAAGAACAAAAGACAGGUUAGCUGCCUCAGCCCAGCAAUCAAGCAAUGAUGUGCCAUCGUUUAAACCUGCUCUUUAUGCUACACUGUUACUGGGUGUAUUUACAGCAUUAUGGACUCUCAGUCCAUAAUGCAGUCAUUUUGGAACUCUUAAAUGUUCAUUAUAUAUUUGUUCUGUAGUGUUCUGGACAAUCCUUGCUCUCUUGAUAGAGUGUUGUUGGACUUUUUUUACAUUUAAACUGUGA
Messenger RNA from Owenia fusiformis, 1225 nucleotides. NCBI's taxonomy places the organism in Eukaryota, Metazoa, Annelida, Polychaeta, Sabellida, Oweniidae. The record is from the annotation of a GenBank genome assembly.